CGUGGGGGCACAGCGGCUCCAUUCUUUGUGCCCGGGGAAGGAGGCUCAGGCUGGAGCUCGAGCAGGCAACGCCGUAAAAAUCUUGCUUCGGUUGGCGACGUGGAACAAGUGCCUAAGGGCGUUCGUUGCAGGGAUGCCGAAGCGUGGGAAAAAGGGAGCUGUGGCAGAAGAUGGGAAAGAGCCCAAGACCGAGCCAGAAGCCAAGAAGAGUAAGGCGGCAGCAAAGAAAAACGAAAAAGAGGCAACAGGAGAGGGUACAGUCCUAUAUGAGGACCCCCCAGAUCGGACAACCUCACCUAGUGGCAAAUCUGCCACACUUAAAAUCUGCUCCUGGAACGUGGAUGGGCUUCGAGCCUGGAUUAAGAAGAAAGGUUUAGAUUGGGUAAAGGAAGAAGCCCCAGAUAUUCUGUGCCUCCAAGAAACGAAAUGUUCAGAUAAAAAACUACCAGCUGAACUUCAAGAUUUGCCUGGACUGUCUCAUCAGUACUGGUCAGCUCCUUCUGACAAGGAAGGGUACAGUGGUGUGGGCCUACUCUCCCGCCAGUGCCCACUCAAAGUCUCUUACGGCAUUGGUGAGGAGGAACACGAUCAGGAAGGCCGGGUGAUUGUAGCUGAAUUUGAUGCAUUUGUGCUGGUAACAGUUUAUGUACCUAAUGCAGGCCGGGGUCUGGUGCGGCUAGAGUACCGGCAGCGGUGGGACGAAGCCUUUCGCAAAUUCCUGAAGGAUCUGGCUUCGCGCAAGCCUCUUGUGCUAUGUGGGGACCUCAAUGUGGCUCAUGAAGAGAUUGACCUUCGCAACCCCAAGGGAAACAAAAAGAAUGCUGGCUUUACUCCACAAGAGCGGCAAGGCUUUGGGGAAUUGUUGCAGGCUGUGCCACUGGCUGACAGCUUCCGGCACCUCUAUCCCGAUACAGCCUACGCCUAUACCUUUUGGACCUACAUGAUGAAUGCUCGAUCCAAGAAUGUUGGCUGGCGCCUUGAUUAUUUUUUGUUGUCUCAGUCUCUGUUACCGGUGUUGUGUGACAGCAAGAUCCGUUCCAAGGCCUUAGGCAGUGAUCACUGUCCUAUCACCCUACUCCUAGCUCUGUGACACCUCCCAAAAAUCACUUUGAGUCUGGAAAAUGAGACCCCCAAACUAGCCUUUCUUCUUCAAAAAUUUCUUUUGAGGAAUCUGUGCAGUAUAUGCCUUCUAAAACUAUAGUAAUUCUCCAAACAUGCUCCUACUGACAGAUUUCGGUUUCUAUCUUGAACUUUUAAGCCCAACAUUUUUGUUUUGUGAGUUUUUUGUUUUUACAUUAAACAAAAGCUACUGUCCUUGUGAAAAUAAAAAUCCAUAGUUUCA
Messenger RNA from Trichechus manatus latirostris (Florida manatee), 1342 nucleotides. It is a transcript of the gene APEX1, whose product is annotated as apurinic/apyrimidinic endodeoxyribonuclease 1. The record is from RefSeq and is a predicted model, not a curated record. Gene Ontology annotation, molecular function: DNA-(apurinic or apyrimidinic site) endonuclease activity; phosphoric diester hydrolase activity; double-stranded DNA 3'-5' DNA exonuclease activity. NCBI's taxonomy places the organism in Eukaryota, Metazoa, Chordata, Mammalia, Sirenia, Trichechidae. The coding region runs from base 134 to 1090 and encodes 318 amino acids. Gene Ontology annotation, biological process: base-excision repair. The transcript is spliced from 5 exons. Gene Ontology annotation, cellular component: nucleus.